This is a messenger RNA of Venturia canescens, 1471 nucleotides long. RefSeq lists its product as uncharacterized. The record is from RefSeq and is a predicted model, not a curated record. Bases 183 to 1271 code for a protein of 362 amino acids. The transcript has 5 exons. NCBI's taxonomy places the organism in Eukaryota, Metazoa, Arthropoda, Insecta, Hymenoptera, Ichneumonidae.
GCCAGGAACAAGGGGUGGAGAAAAAAAAAAGAAACAACGUGAAUUUUACUCGUUCCCGGAAGUCUCGUUGUUUCGAACGUCCACAUUUUUCGAGCGUCUCUUUUCUCCUUCGAACAAUCGGAAAAGCAUUCAUUUCAAUCAAAUCUUGAGGAUCGUUGAUUGAAAAACUUUGGACGGAGAAUAUGUCGGGCAAUAAAUGUGUUAAGCCACCUCGCAAGCCGUACACGAAAGAGCCUCACGAGAUGAGCCAUUCCGAAAAGCUCAGACUCAUUGACGAUGAGCUUAAUUCUUUUUACAAGUACUGCCAGCAAGCUGGAUUCACCGAAGAGGAGAUGGACAUUAUUUGCCAGCCUCUGGUUGCAGCGAUGCGUCGUUCCUGGCUUCAGCUGGUGCUCCGGGCAACUUUGAUUCUGAUUGUUAUCGGUACAGUUGCUUGUGCCGCGGCGCAGCUCGACUUCGUCGGAACUCACUUUUCGGCAAUAAGCCGUUUGUUGGCUAUAAAAAUUUUGCCAUUUUGGAACUGGCAACAUUUUUAUCACGAGAAUUGCAUGAUCAACAAUCCGUUUUACAACGACUAUCCCAUUACCGAGGAAGACUGCGUGACUUGUGAGGCACUUGAGACAAUCGAUCGUCUUUCGGACGUCAGAUAUCGCCACCUCGUCGACAACUAUUUGAGCCGUGAUGCCCCAGCAAUAAUAACCGAUGCUAUGGACUCGUGGUCUGUCAUGAACACAGAUUACUUCUGGUUCGACAAUAUUACCCACCUUUACCUGGAGAACGAGCGUCUUAUGGAAACAGUGCCGUGUGCUCUGACAUCGAACUUACGAACCGGCUCAUCCGAUCUCGCUGCAUUUUUGCGUCGAGUUCAUUCGCCCGAAGUUGGCAAGUGGUUCGUGCAUUGGCAGAAUUGCGACAUAAACGCGGUGAAGGUGCUGCGUAAAUAUUAUCAGCGUCCAUACUUUUUGUCGAGUACCGUGUCGCCCGCGCACUUCAACUGGGUCCUCAUGUCUUCGGACUACAACAGUCCGAGUUACAAAAAAGUCGAGCUCGACUCGGGUCUCAUAGCACUAGCACAAUUGCGUGGUGCGACGCAGCUGAGACUGACGCCGAUAAAUCCAUGCAACAGUUCGUGUCCUGAGCUCAUAGCGGAUUUGCAUCAGGGCGAAAUGCUGGUGUUUACGAAUUUGAUGUGGACGUUGGAGUACGCACCGAUGAGAGGCCUCGACAACAUAGCGAUCCUGACGGAGACAGUUUGGGAAGAAGAUCCUUAAAAAAUCUCACGAAUUUCACGAAUUCAACCAUUCACCAAGUUUCUUAUCGAACCUCUCGUAGAAAAAAUGCGAAAAAUAUCCAUAUAAUCAACGAAAAAAAGGAGCUCGAUGACAAGAAGGAGAGAAAACAAAACUUUUGUCUAAAAUAAAUUCAAUAAACAAUAUGAUAUCCUAACGAAAUAUAUCGACUCCCAUCUCGA